Molecule: messenger RNA, 1869 nt
Organism: Arabidopsis thaliana (thale cress)
Lineage: Eukaryota; Viridiplantae; Streptophyta; Magnoliopsida; Brassicales; Brassicaceae
Gene: MYB98
Product: myb domain protein 98
Exons: 3
Coding region: 39-1322 (427 amino acids)
Biological process (GO): regulation of transcription by RNA polymerase II
Cellular component (GO): nucleus
Source: RefSeq, marked reviewed
ACUAAUUAAUUAGUUUUUUUUUUCUCCUUUCCAAAACAAUGGAGAAUUUCGUCGACGAGAAUGGUUUUGCUUCUCUAAACCAAAACAUCUUCACACGUGAUCAAGAACACAUGAAAGAAGAAGAUUUUCCAUUCGAAGUCGUCGACCAAUCAAAACCUACAAGCUUUCUUCAAGAUUUUCACCAUCUUGAUCAUGAUCAUCAGUUUGAUCAUCAUCAUCAUCAUGGCUCCUCAUCUUCACAUCCUUUGCUCAGCGUCCAAACUACGUCUUCUUGUAUCAAUAAUGCUCCUUUCGAGCAUUGCUCUUACCAAGAAAACAUGGUCGAUUUCUAUGAAACUAAACCAAAUUUGAUGAAUCAUCAUCAUUUCCAAGCAGUGGAAAACUCAUACUUCACUCGUAAUCAUCAUCAUCAUCAAGAGAUCAAUUUGGUCGAUGAACAUGAUGAUCCUAUGGACUUGGAGCAAAACAACAUGAUGAUGAUGAGGAUGAUCCCUUUUGAUUACCCUCCUACAGAGACUUUCAAACCUAUGAACUUCGUAAUGCCAGAUGAAAUUUCAUGUGUUUCUGCAGAUAAUGAUUGUUAUAGAGCAACAAGUUUCAACAAGACCAAACCAUUUCUUACACGAAAGUUGUCUUCUUCUUCUUCAUCAUCAUCAUGGAAAGAAACCAAAAAGUCAACCUUAGUCAAAGGACAAUGGACUGCUGAAGAAGACAGGGUACUGAUUCAACUCGUGGAGAAGUAUGGAUUGCGUAAAUGGUCGCAUAUCGCUCAAGUGUUACCGGGAAGAAUCGGGAAACAAUGUAGAGAGAGGUGGCAUAACCAUUUGAGACCUGACAUUAAGAAAGAAACAUGGAGUGAAGAAGAGGACAGAGUGUUGAUAGAAUUUCACAAAGAGAUUGGAAACAAAUGGGCAGAGAUUGCGAAAAGACUCCCGGGAAGAACAGAGAACUCGAUCAAGAACCAUUGGAACGCAACAAAAAGAAGACAAUUCUCUAAAAGAAAAUGUAGAUCUAAGUAUCCAAGACCUUCUCUGUUGCAGGAUUACAUCAAGAGCUUGAAUAUGGGAGCUUUGAUGGCUUCUUCUGUUCCUGCAAGAGGUAGACGCAGAGAGAGUAAUAACAAGAAGAAGGAUGUUGUUGUUGCGGUUGAGGAGAAGAAGAAGGAAGAGGAGGUGUAUGGACAAGACAGGAUUGUGCCUGAAUGUGUGUUUACUGAUGAUUUUGGAUUCAAUGAGAAGCUGCUUGAGGAAGGAUGUAGCAUUGACUCUUUGCUUGAUGACAUUCCUCAGCCUGACAUUGAUGCUUUUGUUCAUGGACUCUGAUUUGUAUUUUUUAUUCUGCUUGUUUCAGUUUUGUUGUUUUUUGUUUGUCUUUUUAUACGAGACAGAUUCCACCAAACUUCAAUAAUUUGAAAAGAUAUAAAAUAUUUUGCUUUUUAAAAACAUGUUGAUGUUGAAACAAUAGAAACCUAACUUGCGGAACCCGCCAAGACUUGUUGCUAAAAUAAGAACAUUACUUAACUUGUGGCUCAAGCAACCAUAUGAAAAUUUAUAAAACAACCAAAACACAUAUGAUCAAUCUUUCAAAAUACAAACAUAACGUAUCUUCUCUUAGCAAUCGAUCAAAAGACAGUUCAGAGAAAGGGAAGUCGUAUCGGUUUUGGAGACGAAAGGAUUGAUACGAACCCAAACAAGUGAAAACACAGAAGCAAGCAAGAUAGACCAGAGAAUAACAAUAGUAGGUGUUCUGUUUUGUCUUCCCAUAAGACCUUUGAGGAAUGGAUAAAGAUGAAGAAUCACCCAAAAGGCGAAAAAUACCUUCCCAAACAAAGGUCCCCAAGCUUCAUAACCUUUGUUAAGAGCGUCAGAG